AUGGAUCUCUCAAAUUGGUUGUGCCAGACUCGCGCCGCCAACGGCUCUGACGCCAUAUCUCAAGAAGCUUUGGUUGCUUUACCCAAGGCUGCACUCAAGGUCGCCGAAGAAGCUGUGCCCGCGCCUGAUUCCAAGCCUGAUUCUGAGUCCGAGGAAGAUUUCAUCCUUCCAGUUGCCCCUCGAAAUGCCGUCAAAAAUGCCAAUCCGGCCCGCACUCUGUUUCACGCAGAUGACUUGGAAAAGACUCAAAUCGGCAAAGACAUCUUCCCCGAGUCCCCUGUCCAGUUAACCCUUGUGAAGGGUGGUCGACCCAAUUCUUUAUCGACGAAGGUGACGAAGUCUCCCUGUUCCUGUCCGCAGCCCGAACCAAAUGGCCGCUCUGGUGGUUCCUUCCAUGUCUUUCUACCUUGGGCAAUGAGCGACAUGGACAAUCCAGACGCCACAGGCGCAGUUUCAGACGGCGCGCGAUGUCACACUUCCUGGCCCGACCACUACGAAAUCGAAUUCCGAGGCUCACAUGAACCACUUCCAGCCAGUGGCAGCUCUGAGCUUCGUGAAGAGUGCAGCGGAGAAGUUGGCGCGGAGUCGACAAGUGAGGGCAAUGUUGUCUUUAUAUACUCUACGAUCAUACGGCGAGCCAUAACCCCGACCGUCCAAGACAAGGUCACCGGCAGGGAGCCAACCACAGAGACCCAAGGAACACUAUACCCUUCGAGCAACAGACGUUUCGCCGGUGAUCCUGAUCCUGAGCACGAAAGCCAUCCCCCUCCAAUUCGAACGCUCAUGGACGACAACUCGGACGAAGAACAGCUUUUCCCGCGCUCCGAGCCUGUUGUUACUGCAGGACUAGGAGUUGGCGCUCGUUCGAUUACUGCCGCUCUUGCCGGCGAAGAACCCAUUUAUGAUGACGACGGAGACAAUAUCGAGUCUGUUACGGAAGGUGAUUACACCCAGCGAGUUUGGCGUCAAAAUGAAGAGCAUGACACCCGGGAAUGCUACCAACCAAUUCGGUUGUUCCAAGUCAUCUCCCGCGGUUGCCGAAUGAUGAUUCCACGAGAGAAGGCAGAUGGCAUGGACAAGCGCUUAGGGAUUGAUGGAACUGUACUCCCCGACGACGAAGCUCCCAAGUGUGUUUUUGUAGGGGUUUCCGCAAUCACCCCCAGGACGUCUUCAUGCCGGAGAAAGAGACCCAGAUGCGUGCGGAUAUGA
This is a messenger RNA of Ilyonectria robusta, 1209 nucleotides long. RefSeq lists its product as uncharacterized. Lineage: Eukaryota; Fungi; Ascomycota; Sordariomycetes; Hypocreales; Nectriaceae. The record is from RefSeq and is a predicted model, not a curated record. The transcript is spliced from 5 exons. Bases 1 to 1209 code for a protein of 402 amino acids.